This is a messenger RNA of Trichobilharzia szidati, 4171 nucleotides long. The record is from the annotation of a GenBank genome assembly. Lineage: Eukaryota; Metazoa; Platyhelminthes; Trematoda; Strigeidida; Schistosomatidae.
UCGGAUGAGUCCGUAAUGCGCGCAACUUAAGAAACUUCCGGAGAAGUGAAAGUAAGUGUGAAGGGGUAGUUACACAAGUUCCAUUUUUCGUCUGUGUCCCAGAGUUUCUUUCUGGAGGCUUCAGUGAUAGUCCAAGCGUAUUUUUGGACAUAAAUUUGUUCAGAUAACUAAGUAUCAUGCUGUGUGAACAACUUGGGAAUUUCUUGUAGAGAUGGUCGUCGUUGGGAAUUCCCAAGCUUAUAACAAUGCUGAAAUAAAUCUCGCUAAUUCUGAAAUAAUUUUGACUCCUGGUAAUGAGUGAAUUCUGACAUUGUAUGGUUAAACGCACAAACUGGAACUCAAUACUAUUUUUCAGCAUGACGCCGUGCUGAAUUAGUGCCAGAGCUGCAUCAAUUCAAAACAAGACUUAAAUCAGCUCAUAUAUGUACAUAUAUAUAUAUAUAUAGAGGAGAAGAUUAGAUGAGAUUAUUUCUUGUUUGGUCUGAAACUUUAGGAUUGAUAAACUGUCAUUCCAUGUGGGCUUUUUUGUAGGUGGAUCUCAGGGAGUUACCCGUGUACACUCACAUUUGAACAUCGAGUUAGAUCCAUCUUUUAUGAGAAAGUCGAUGUAUGGAUGGGCGAUACUGUAUGUAUCAUCCACAUAUCUCCAUCAUAACAUAGAAGAAGGAGUAGACAUGUGAAGAAAUCUACGUUCCCAACUACAUGCCUGCUACUACUAAGGAAAUUGGUGAUAUCACUAUUACCACGCUAUUUAGUGUGUUUAUUUAAUUUUGAUACUGAAGAACAGUGUUUAAACAUUACUGAACACCAGCCUACGUAGCUCAUCAGUCCAGAUGAUGAAGCCAAUAAAAUAUGCUCGAGGGAACCUGAUUACCAAGGAGGAGAAACAAAUAAAACAGUGGACUGAUCACUUUAAAGGACUAUUGAGUCGACCAUCUCCUGCAACUGGCCCAGAAAUACAUCACAAAAAACAGCAUGAAAAGACGUCAACGGAUUUUCAGUGACACUACUGUAAUAUUUUAAUAUAAAAUUCUCCAAAUAAAAUUAACCGUGAUUUCUUUCUGAAAACUCAUUAAAUUGUAUAAGCAUACGACACAGUUCAUGCUAACUAGCAGCAUUGUUUCCGUAAUGCUUUGAAUAUGUUGGUUUCUUCGGAGAAGUAAUUAGUGAUCGCUGAAAUGCACUAAUAAUCAUAUGAUAGCCUGCGUAGGAUUCUUAAUGAGUGUGGAAUUGGGGUUGCUUUUAAACUAAUUAAAUCUGAAAGACCCGAUGCAUGCAAUGUGGAAAAAUAAUAUAUUUUACCAAUUACCUUGUAAUGACUGUGAGACGAAUUGCACAGUUAAGACUAGUAGAUCGGUGUUAAUUAUAUUAUCAGAACUUGAGAAUUUAGCUAGAGGUAGGAUGAUUGACCCUGUUAAGUCAGAUAACCCGAAAAAAAAAAUCAACCAUUGCAAUGUGUUCGCUUGCGGUAAAUGACACAAUAAAAUAGGAUAGGGUAAAGGUAUUCAAAAAUAGUAUAGUUAGGUCGAUGGAGGUGUUAAUCACUGAAUCUGUGUUCAUCGAAUCAACAGCAAACACGUGCAGUCGGACUGACGCAAUGCCUAUACCGGGUAUAUAGAAUGGUGCAAUGGAUAGCAAAGAGAAUUGAAAAAAACUUACCAGUCAAACAAUGAAGCCGUGCAAAUAAAUCGAUAAAACAAUUAGCAAUAAAUUAUACUCGAGACGUAAUCUAGUUAUCAUGGUGUGUUAUCUAAUAAGCUUGUCAAGCAUAUCGCAGCUGACUCCUAGCUUUCACAGGAGUUCAAAUAUAAGCAUUUCAAAUAUUCGUGGGGAUGUACCGGGACUGUUGCAAAAGUGAUGCAUUAGUCUUGAUUUCUGACUUUUGCAGUUCACUUAAAAUCGUUAAUUAUGCGGUUAACUCGUCAUACGGUCACUAGGUUGAAAUCUAAUUAUCCACGAGUUUAAUGUUUAACAAUGUGAUACAAUGCUACUGUUAUUGUUAUUAUUGAAUCCAGGUACGUGUCAAUAUCAUUGAGUAGCGUUGCAAUACGCUGUCAUGCCUUGAAUGUAGAAUAGAUGUAUGAAAAGCAUCUCACUUUUCAAUUAUAACAAUAUGUUCUGAAAUAGUAGAAUACGGCUCAUAGUGGUAUCUGAAGAAAACAAUCAACUGAUUUUGUAGAGCUGCAUUGAUUGAAAUGGUUAAGACAUAAUCAGCCACUCCUUCCCUUGAUAAACAGUCUCUGCAAAAACAUGACUAAGUUGACAAAGAACUAGGUGUAGUCAGACCAAAAUAACACCGAUCAAUUAAGUCUUUAACCGUUAGUUUGAGGCGUCUAGGGGCACAGCUUGCAUCGCUUAUACCCUAGGAUUGCUGCAAAUCUGUUUUUGGAUAAUUUGGGUGACAUGACUCAAAUUUGUGUGUCGUAGACGCAUUCAGUUCUUCUUGUCAUUGACUUUCGGAAAGUAUCCAUUCAGUCAUUUCCCUUCCACACUCGAUCUAUCUUAAUUUCGUCAUGCUUCUUCCCUCUCUAAUUUCAUGCUUUUACAAAAUGUAUCUACUUGGUUCUAUCUUGAUAAGACAUCUAUCCGUGAAGUUCAGUUUAUGGUGCUCCCUUGUGAAUACUGAUGGACUAGGAUCAAACAACUUACCGACAUCUGUGUGUUAACGGCUGUUCUGUUGCUACUGUAGAUCUGUUACAAAAGUUUACCUCUAACAAAUUAGUCAAACGCAACAUCUGAUUGCUUGCUAUAUGUGCAUCCUAAUAUAUGUUCCUCGCCAUCUGACAUCACUUGAACUUGAGUGUACUUUAAUUUUAACCUUAUACAUGCGGUUAACUACUUAUGUAUAAGUGCAUGCACUUAUCACUGACAAUUACUUUAUGUAGUAACAUUUUCUCUCAAUACAUUUAGAUUUUUAUUCAGUAUUUGAUUUCAGUUUAAAAAGUCUGUGUACUUGUGGUACUGUAUAAACUCAUACAAGGUUUACACUUGACAGAAAGGCAUUAAUUUUCAUAUAUAUAUAUAUAUAUAUAUAUAUAUAAGCUUCGUAUUUCUCAAACCCUUCUUAACAUGGUAAUUGUGAGGUCUCUGAAUAUACUUAUUUUCAAAAAUGCAUACUUUUCAUUCUGAAAAAUGAAAUCUUACCCUGUCGUUCUGCAUUAACUUCACAGCUAUUCUAUUCUGCUACCUAAUUUUUCUCUUUUGUAUUUUCUUUCCUUCCCCUGGUCAUAUUCUUGAUAUUAUGUUUUACAAUACAAGCAUGAGUAAUGAUGUACGAUAUUCAGGCGGUGCUGUUUGUAACAAUUCGGAUGAUGAAGUCGACUAUAUGUCUGAUGCCAUCCUGAAAGAAAUAGAAGAUGUAAAACCUGGACUAAUCGUAUCACGGGAUACACAGAGGCAGCGUUUAGUAGAACAAAAUCGACGUAAAAAUAAAUGUCUUUCAAAGUCAGAAAGAGAACUCCACCAUCUCAAAGAAGGUCUGAGAAAACAAGUUGGACCAGAAAAUAAAGGAUUUAAUUUGCUUUCAAAAAUGGGCUACGUUCCGGGAAAAGGCUUGGGUAAAAAUGCCACUGGUAGAGCUGAUCCUGUUCCUAUUGAAAUUCCUCAGGGUCGUGAGGGUCUUGGCUUUGCUACUGAAAAAAAUGAGCGUUUGCUGUAUAGGGAGACUCUGAGACAACAAAUGCAGAUUGCAUGCAAAAAUGAAUUUCGCGAUAUUAUGGCCGUUAGAUUUCGACAGAAUCGUCUAAACCGCCAAUUUCAUGCCGCUCGUCGAAUAUGUCGGGAUUUAGACUUGAAGGAGUCUAUUACAACUCCAGUUGAUGAGUCGUUUUGGCCACCUCCUGACCCUGUUGCAGAAGAAGUCACUGACUGUACCAAACGCAGAAUGGGGAAUAGUACACACAACCAUAUAUCUUCAAAAGACUUGCUUCCUACACCUAAUUUAAAUCUUGAAGAGGAUGACAUUGGUGAAGACCUUCAAGAUAAUGAUUUAGCUAAGCUUGACCCAACGCAUGCAAAGUGUGACUAUGCAUUAAUUCAACGAAACUUCCUGCAACUUUUGAGUUAUCUGCGAGGUCAACAUAACUAUUGUUUUUGGUGCAGCUUGCAGUACGAAAAUCAAUCCGAACUCCUAAAUCAGUGUCCUGGAGAGACUGAAGACGAACAUGAAUAA